Tarenaya hassleriana is the source of this 1540-nucleotide messenger RNA. Its product is annotated as E3 ubiquitin-protein ligase SINAT3. Lineage: Eukaryota; Viridiplantae; Streptophyta; Magnoliopsida; Brassicales; Cleomaceae. Gene Ontology annotation, biological process: ubiquitin-dependent protein catabolic process; multicellular organism development. The record is from RefSeq and is a predicted model, not a curated record. Gene Ontology annotation, cellular component: cytoplasm. The transcript has 3 exons. The coding region runs from base 438 to 1397 and encodes 319 amino acids. Gene Ontology annotation, molecular function: ubiquitin protein ligase activity; protein binding; zinc ion binding.
UCCUGUCAUAAUUCUGCCUAAUCUCCUAAACUAUGAUUCGUUUCCAUACAUGCUUCGUUCGCCGCCCUGAAACCGUUUGAUUUUGAUCAUCCGGCUUCCGUUCAUUCGACGCCCCCCUCUCUCUCUCUCUCUCUCUCUCUCUCUCUCUCUCUCUCUCUCCCGGAGCUCAUGGAAGGAAAGCAUAUUUUUUUUGGUAGUUCAUGAGGGUUGACCCAUUUUCUCUUCGCGUGUCUUCUUGAUAUCCUGUUUGGAUUUCGGCCAAAAUCCUCGAGCUGGAUCUGGGUCUCGCCCGAAUUCCGGAUACCCAGAUGGUUUACCCAUGGCUUCGUUGAAUUGAUUUUCGUCCUGAUCGAAGACAAUCCAUCCAUACCCUCUCCCGGGCUAAUCCCGGAAAAUCUCGGAUUUUCCUGUGGUUUCUCUCGGAUUUGAGAGCUUCGAUGGAAUUUGAGAGCAUGGACUGUACUCCAUCCCUGGAUGUGACGGACGAUGAAGAGAUCCAUCAGGAUCGCCAUCCGUACGCUUCGGUCCCGAAGCAUCACAGUAAUAACAGCAACGUGAAUGCUGCAGGGCUUAGCACUACCAGUGUGCAUGAACUCCUUGAAUGUCCUGUCUGCACCAAUUCUAUGUACCCACCGAUUCACCAGUGCCACAAUGGGCACACUCUGUGUUCAACCUGUAAAACCCGGGUCCACAACCGUUGUCCGACUUGUAGACAGGAGCUUGGUGAUAUAAGAUGUCUGGCACUGGAAAAAGUAGCAGAAUCGCUUGAACUCCCAUGCAGAUAUAUGUACCUUGGCUGCCCCGAAAUCUUUCCAUAUUACAGUAAGCUCAAACACGAGAAUGUAUGCAACUUCAGACCUUACAACUGUCCAUAUGCCGGGUCCGAGUGUUCUAUCACUGGCGAUAUCCCAUACCUUGUUGCUCAUCUGAGGGAUGAUCACAAGGUAGAUAUGCAUUCUGGAUGCACUUUCAACCAUCGUUAUGUGAAGUCCAAUCCUCGCGAAGUGGAAAAUGCCACAUGGAUGUUGACUGUCUUUCACUGCUUCGGUCAGUACUUCUGCCUUCAUUUCGAAGCCUUCCAGCUCGGAAUGGCUCCAGUCUACAUGGCCUUUCUCCGCUUCAUGGGGGACGAGGCAGAGGCCAGGAACUACAGUUACAGCUUAGAGGUAGGAGGGUAUGGCCGGAAGCUAACAUGGGAAGGAACGCCGAGAAGCAUAAGAGACAGCCACAGGAAAGUGAGGGACAGUCAUGACGGGCUCAUCAUACAGAGAAACAUGGCGCUGUUUUUCUCGGGAGGAGACAGGAAAGAGUUGAAGUUGCGAGUCACUGGAAGGAUCUGGAAGGAACAGCAGCAGAAUGGAGAAGCUGGUGUUUGUAUUCCAAAUCUGUGUAGUUGAAAGAUUUGGAUUUGAUCUUGUAACCUCACUGACUUGGUUGCAGCAUCAUCUCCUCUUUCUUCUUGUGUUCCCUGUAGUUUGGAAGUAGGUUGUCCUGAGAGAGACCGACCAUUAAACCUGAUUGCUUUUGUCCUUUUUUUUUU